AUGAUGUCCACCGAAACCAUCACGCCCGGCAGCAAGGUCGGGUUCGACUCCAUCACCCAGCAGAUUGAGCGACGGCUUCUGAAGCGAGGGUUCCAGUUCAACCUGAUGGUUGUGGGCCAGUCUGGUCUCGGAAAGACCACGCUCAUCAACACUCUGUUUGCGUCGCAGUUGGCAUCUUCUUCUGGACGAACUGAGGCCGGCGAACCCAUCACUAAGACCCCCGACAUCAAGUGCGUCAGUCAUGUGGUUGAGGAGAACGGCGUGCGUCUCAAGCUCAACAUCAUCGAUACCCCUGGUUACGGUGACCAGGUCAACAACGAAAAGUGCUGGGACCCCAUCACCAAGUACAUCAAGGACCAGCACAGCCAGUACCUUCGAAAGGAGCUGACUGCGCAGCGAGAGAAGCAUCUUCCCGACACCCGGGUGCAUUGUGUGCUCUUCUUCAUCCAGCCCACCGGCCACGGUCUCAAGCCCAUCGACAUAGUCGUGCUCAAAAAGCUGACUGAGAUUGCCAACGUGGUGCCCGUCAUCGCCAAGAGCGACUCGCUAACCCUGGCCGAACGACAGGCCUUCAAGGAGACCGUGCAGAUGGAAUUUGCCCACCACAGACUCAAGCUGUACCCUCUGGACUCGGCCGACUACGACGAGGACGAACAGUAUCAAAACGCACAGAUCAAGCAGUUUAUCCCCUUUGCUGUGGUUGGCUCCGACAAGAACGUUGUUGUGAAGGGCAAGACUGUGCGAGGACGAAAGACCCGGUGGGGUGUUGUUAACGUGGAGGACGAGACUCACUGCGAGUUCCCCUACCUGCGAAACUUCCUCAUUUGCUCCCAUCUGCAGGAUCUCAUUGAGACUACCGCCCAUGUGCACUACGAGGCGUUCCGAUCCAAGCAGCUUCUUGCUCUGAAGGAGAACACCAGCAGUGGUCAGAGUGCUGGCAUUUCGCCCGCUGGUGUCCCCAAGCCUCAGCCCCAGCCCCAGCCCCAUUCCCAGCAUCCCUUUGCUUCCACCGCCGGUGUGCCUGGCAGUGCAGGAUCCGCAGGUCCUAACACCAAUGGUAUCCAGCAGCCCGUUGGGGCUCCCCCAGUGCCCAGUGGCUACUACAAGCGGUAG
Messenger RNA from Yarrowia lipolytica CLIB122, 1113 nucleotides. RefSeq lists its product as uncharacterized. Gene Ontology annotation, biological process: intracellular protein localization; cytoskeleton-dependent cytokinesis. The record is from RefSeq and is a predicted model, not a curated record. Lineage: Eukaryota; Fungi; Ascomycota; Dipodascomycetes; Dipodascales. Gene Ontology annotation, cellular component: septin complex; septin ring; microtubule cytoskeleton. Gene Ontology annotation, molecular function: molecular adaptor activity; GTP binding; GTPase activity.